Messenger RNA from Dalotia coriaria, 1753 nucleotides. Its product is annotated as secretion-regulating guanine nucleotide exchange factor. NCBI's taxonomy places the organism in Eukaryota, Metazoa, Arthropoda, Insecta, Coleoptera, Staphylinidae. The transcript is spliced from 2 exons. The coding region runs from base 514 to 1608 and encodes 364 amino acids. The record is from RefSeq and is a predicted model, not a curated record.
AAUCUAAAAUUUUCGUUUCGUAUCUCGUUUAACUCAAAUAAUAUCGGCAAACUCGUAAAUUAUCCAGGUUUAUCACCUGUCUAGGAUGGAUUUUAUCGAUAAAUCAUUAGUUUUUCAAGACAAUUCAUCGCUUCGAUUGAAUUAGAACAUUUUCGAUUCUAAAUUACGCAGCGCAAGAACAAAGGACCGUCGCUUUUGCGCGUCAAGAGUCGGUCAAGUCCUUCGCGCAUUUAAUCGCAAGCCGCGCAUUCGAGAUCGAAUUUAGUACUCAGCAAUCUCUACGACUCGAAGAACCGCCGCCGAAAUCGCAUCAAUGUCCAACGUCGUCGCAAUUUUAACGAGUUUAACCAUUUCAAUAGUCGACGCUCACAGCCCGCGAACGUAGAACGCGUUUGACAUUUGUCGCCAGGAUUCCAACCUCACUUUCGUCAAAAAAGGAAAGGACGCGUGUUACCAAGCUCCAUAUUUUCAUUGAAUACUGGUCAAUUUAUUACUUAUAACACAAAUUACAAUAUGCCAUUAUAUGCGUGGGGUGCCAACAGCUAUGGUCAGCUGGGCUUGGGCAACAAAGUCGAUUCCGUGCUGGAGCCGACCGAGGUGAAGCUCGAGAACAGCGGGCUGAAAGCAGAGAACAUCGUUGAGAUUAGCGGCGGCGCCGGACACACGCUCAUACUCGACACCAACGGCCACGUGUACUGCUGCGGCUGGAAUUCAAAGGGGCAGCUCGGGAUCUCGGAGGAUACGAUAAAGUUCAAGCAGAUCGAGAUCCUCGCCGGUUACAAAAUCGUGCACAUAUCGUGCGGCUGGGACUUCAGCGCCGCGCUCACCGGCUGCGGCAAGUUAUUCGUCUGGGGUAACAAUGCGUAUCUGCAGCUGGGGCUCUCAAAGAGCAUCACGUGCACAGGCAUCCCAUCGCGGCUGCACGUCUCGCAGAAAAUCGCGACCGGUUUCACGCGAGUCAGCUGCGGCAUGCGACAUACGGCCAUGUUGACAAAAGAUGGCGGCGUUGUCGUUGCAGGAACAGGAGCGAAGGGCGCGUUGGGCAUUGGCGACAAUUACAACGACGACGCGUACAUGAGCAUAUCGAAGGUACCUGACCUAGAGGAUGCGCGUUCCGUCGCAGGCGGGCAGAAUCACACUGUCUGCUUGAAAAACGACGGCACGGUUCUCUCCUGGGGUGAAAACAAGCAGGGCCAGCUGGGGUUGGAUCCGGCGACGAGUAAUUUCUUCGUGCCGACAGAAGUCUUCACGCAUGAAGGCCUGGAAAAAGUCGAGGCUGGAUGGACGCAUACGUCCGUUCUGACGAAGACUGGUGAGAUUUACAACUGGGGUCGGAAUAACUAUGGGCAGUUAGGCUCGCAGCGACAGGUUCUGCAUAAGCCGGAGAAAUUGGCUGGCAUUAGCGGUAUCCAACAGCUCACGUCCGGAUCCGAGCAUAAUUUGGCCGUUAAUGGCGAGGGGCAGCUCUUUGUCUGGGGGUGGAACGAGCACGGCAGCUGCGGUACGGGCGAUGCCAAUAAUGUCAUGAAGCCGCGACAGAUCCUCACGAAUCGCACAGUCAAGCUCGCCUUCGCGUGUACCGGCCAGUCGUUCGCCGUCGUUGAGUAACUUUAAUUUUUCAUCGAUUCUAUGAAGGCAAAACUGAUUUAAUAAAUAAUUUUCAUGUUCAUAUUAAGUAUUUUUAUAAUGAUUUAAUUAGUGUAUUACUGUAUUUUUAUAAUAAACUAUGAUGCAUGAUUUUCUUUAGACUUGA